AUGUCAAAAUUAAAUAGCGAUUGCUUAAGGGUCCUCUUUGAAAAUUUCACUGAAGAAAGCUCGGGGGCAUAUUUAUUAUAUAAUUGUGCACUUUUAGAUAAACAGUGGAAUGUGGUUGCAACUCCUUAUCUUUACAGGGAUCCUUGGCAACAUUGGAUAUAUCGGUCAAAGAAUAAUUUCGUUGCAAAGAAAUUAAUAGACACAUAUCACUUAUGUUAUCAAGUUCAUUCAAGCAAAACUUCUGAAUAUAAUAACAAUAGAGGACAACAUAAGAGAAUACGUUCUAUUGAUAAUAAUUCUAUUACAAUCAAUAACAUUUAUCUUCCUCAAUACGAUUAUAUUGAAUUAGCCAAAAAUUUGCAUAUACCAGCAUUAUAUCAAUGUGUAGAAAUAUGGUAUAAAGCGACUCACGAAGAUGAAAGUGUUAAUGGUGAAAUUGAAAAAUAUUUUUUGAGUUUCCUUAAAUUAUUUGUUGAUAAAGCAAGAAUUAAAGGAUGUACCUUUGCAGAAUCUUCUACGAAUCCAUCAUAUCCAAUACAAUUGGAUCAUUUAGAAUAUCUCGCCAAAACUUUUAAUCGACUUUCAGUAGAUUUGGAAUAUUUAAAUUUAGGAUAUUUUAAAUGUACGGAUGAAGCAUUAUUAAUUCUUUCUAAGAAUUGUACAUCACUUAAAACUUUUAAAAUUACGGCUCAUAGUUGUUCAGAUGAUGCAUUGGCAAAUUUCAUAUCCUCCCAAAAAAAAUUGACGAAACUUAAAAUUCGAUAUGCACAAGAUCUUCGGCAAACUUUAGACAAAAUAAGAUCUCAAGCCAAAACCAUUGUGAAACUUCGUAUUUUACAUUGUAAUUUAGAAAAUUGUACAGUUCCUCUCACAGGAAUUGCUGAAUGCAUUAAUCUUCGUUCAAUUUAUAUGCGAGAUAUUGAUAGUUUUUCACCAAGAAUAACAUUAUCACAAUUAUUGAUGCCAAUUGCCAAAAAUUGUGAAUUUCAUAAUGUGGAUUUUACCAAAACAUCACUUCCAGUUGAUGUACUCGUUGAAAUUGCGAAGAAAUCCUCGACAACCUUACGUCGUGUACAUCUAAUACGACCGACACAUUUAAGAGAGGGAGGAUAUGUGAAUGAAAAUUUAUCAGAUGGAAUAAUGGCACUUGCUAAUAAUGCCACGAAUCUUUGUGCCUUUGAACGAAAUAUUCUUCCGGAAGAAUUAAAUGCUACGUGUUAUCUCGUAAAUACUAUUGGAAAAUCCUUAACAAGAUUAGAGAUUGAAUCAGUUGAAAUGGCGGAUUAUGAUUCAUCUAAUUUACUUAUAUGCAUUGGUAACAAAUGUCCUUAUUUAACAAUAUUAAACAUAAGUAAUUAUGAAUUUUCAUUUGAUUCAUUCGUUACAUUAUUGAAAGGGUGUAAAUAUAUUCAAUCAUUGACGGUGAUGUUUUCAGACUCAAUUAAUGACAAGAUUUUGGAAUUGAUUGCAAAAUAUUGGGCAGGAACCUUAAAAAAAACCCUAGAAAUUGAUGAAUGUCAUAAUGUUUCUAUUGAAGCAGGAAGUAAUAAUGGUGAAUAUACAAUUCCAGUUAUAAAUGAAGCAUAUAAUAACCAAACGAAAAAAGUAAAAGCCUACGUACCUCCAAAGUUAUCUUCAUUUGAAACAAGUAUAUGCGGAGCUAUUGCAGGAGGGUUUUCAAGAUUUGUAGUGGCUCCGCUAGACGUUAUUAAGAUACGUCUACAGCUCCAACCAGGUCGACCGAAUUUUAACUUUCGUUCUAAACAUCGAACUAUCAGUAUUGACAGAAAGUAUAAUGGAAUUCGGCACGCUUUAUUCACAAUAUUUCAAGAGGAAGGGCUUAGGGGUUUAUGGAAGGGUAAUCUAUCGGCUGAAUAUCUUUAUAUAUCUUAUGGUGCUGUCCAAUUUUUAACAUAUCAGAAAAUGCAGGAUUUAUUUAAAUUCAUUGAAAAAAGGCCAAAUAAUAAAUUGAUUUUUGACAAAAACAUUACAACCAUAUACGAGGGAAUAAUCCAUUCAAUACAAAAUAUUCGUUCUCAAGAAGGAUUCUACGGAUUUUAUCGAGGGAUUUCGGCAUCUAUUAUACAGAUAAUCCCAUAUAUGAGUUUAACGUUUGGAAGUUAUGAAUUUUUCAAGAAAUCAUUUCAACGUCUUGAGCGUUUUGAGGAAAAUAAUUUACGGUUCAAUAAUUUGAAAGGAAGCGAAGAUUUAAUAAGCGGUGCAAUGGCCGGAACAUUAGGUAAAACAGGGGUAUUUCCGCUUGACUUAUUACGAAAACGACUACAAAUACAAGGUCCUGAUCGAUCGAAAUAUGUGAUAAAAAAUAUACCUCUUUAUGCUAGUUCCAUUAUUUCUUGUAUAAAACAAAUAUGUAAAGAAGAUGGUUUUUUGGGACUCUAUAAAGGAUUGUCUCCCGCAAUUGUAAAAAGUGCAUUUGCUAGCGCUGUUACUUUUUUUGUUUACGGAUAUACUAAGCGAAUAUUAGAAAAAUCACAUUGA
Molecule: messenger RNA, 2499 nt
Organism: Diversispora eburnea
Lineage: Eukaryota; Fungi; Glomeromycota; Glomeromycetes; Diversisporales; Diversisporaceae
Source: the annotation of a GenBank genome assembly